GUCCACGGGAAGUCCCGAGGAGGGGAAUGUAGAAGUCGUAUCAGAUGUGUCAUUUAUGAAUUAUUGUGUGCAUUUGAGAGAUAUUUAAUAGACGUUUGUCUUCAUUAUUUGCACGAUGGAGGGCUCCAAGUCCUCCAGCACCACCAUGCAGGUCAGCUUUGUGUGUCAGCGAUGCAGCCAGCCCCUCAAGCUGGACACGUCCUUCAACGUCCUCGACCGUGUCACCAUCCAGGAACUCAUUGCUCCGUUGGUAACAGUGACUCCCAGCAAACAAACUGACGGCAGUGAUGGAGAGACUGCACCAGAGGAGACCUUCAUGGAAACUAAGCACGAUGGUGUGUCAAGAAAAUACAUCCCGCCUGCACGGAUGAUGUCCACAGAGAGCGCCAACAGCUUUACUCUGAUAGGGGAAGCAUCAGAUGGUGGCACAAUGGAAAAUCUGAGCAGGAGGCUGAAGGUGACCAGUGACCUUUUUGACAUCAUGUCUGGUCAGACGGAUGUUGAUCACCCGCUGUGUGAGGAAUGCACCGACACCUUGCUGGACCACCUGGACACACAGCUUAACAUCACUGAGAAUGAAUGCCAGAAUUACAAGCAAUGUUUGGAGCUGCUGUCCCACCUGCAGGUGGAGGAAGAGGAGACCCUACUGGCGGAGUUGCAUCAUCUGAAGGAAGAGGAGGAGGGCCUAGUCCAGGAACUGGAGAAGGUGGAGGAGCAGAGGGCUGCUGUGGCCCAGGAUCUGGCACAAGGCAGGAGCCACUCCCAGCAGCUAAAUGUGGAGGAGCUCCAGUACCAGAAGGAAUACAGUGAGUUUAAGCGGCAGCAGCUAGAGCUGGAUGAUGAGCUGAAGAGCAUUGACAAUCAGAUGCGCUACUGUCAGCUCCAGCUCGACCGCCUCAAGAAGACCAAUGUCUUUAACGCCACUUUCCACAUCUGGCACAGCGGUCAGUUUGGUACCAUCAACAACUUCCGUCUGGGUCGGCUCCCUAGCGUCCCUGUCGAAUGGAAUGAGAUCAACGCCGCCUGGGGGCAGACGGUGCUGCUGCUGCACGCCCUGGCCAACAAGAUGGGCCUGCGUUUCCAAAGAUACCGGCUAGUACCAUAUGGAAAUCACUCUUACUUGGAGUCACUCACUGACAAGUCCAAGGAGCUGCCACUCUACUGCUCAGGUGGCCUGCGGUUUUUCUGGGACAAUAAGUUUGACCAUGCUAUGGUGGCCUUUCUGGACUGUGUUCAGCAGUUCAAAGAAGAAGUGGAGAAGGGAGACACAGGAUUCUGCCUGCCGUACAGGAUGGACGUGGAGAAGGGGAAGAUUGAGGACACUGGUGGCAGUGGUGGUUCCUACUCCAUCAAGACCCAGUUCAACUCUGAGGAGCAGUGGACCAAGGCCCUGAAGUUCAUGCUGACCAACCUCAAAUGGGGCCUUGCCUGGGUCUCCUCACAGUUCUACAGCCGAUAGUCCUACCAGAGGAUGCCUUGGAAUAUAAGCUAUAGGUUAACUCUCCUGUAGUUAAAUCCCCUUUGAAAUCUGGACCUUGUGUUUUUAUUUUUCUUUGGAUCCCUAGUCCAUGGAGUGUGGAUAGGUUUGUCACACAUUUUUCUCAAGCCUAAGACUCCUCUUUUAGAUGUGGGAGCAGAAAGUUUGAAGAAUGUCUGGACUUUAUUCAAGGCAGUAUCUAAAUUGAUAAGUUAAACGUGUGGCUAGAUUUCAGCCAUCUUGAAUUCAAGCUGUGCAACGUGUUACGCACAGAUUUUUGAUAUGUUCAGAAAAGUUCAAAAAAGGGGAUGACUUGAGCACAGGUACUAUGCUGCCAAGUGCAGAUCUAGAAGUGGAUUCAAAAUUGAGGAACGUUUAAAACAGAUUUAUGAAGUGACAAAGAGCCAGGAAAAGGCUUUAGUUAAAAUCUCACCAUCUUCUCUGGAAGCAUGUAAGAUGUGACGACUACAAAUAUACAUCUGGUUUUGUUUGCUUUUGUAACUGUUUGCCUCAAUCCUUUUUUCUGUUCCUGUUUUAUCUCUGGUGCUGAGCAGCUAACAAAGCAAAAUUCUUUUUCAUGUUAACUGAGUGAGCAGUUUCAGUUACCCCCCAAUCACACAUAUAUACUGUAGAAAAGACUUAUUGGUACACUGGUUUUGUUGAGUGCCAAUAGAAUACAGAUUGUCAUCUCAACAAAACACUACACCAGCUGGGUUGGUUUCCCGAAAUAGUUAUUUCCUCGUUGGUUAAAGGUGUGAGAAUUGGUGAAAUAUGCUUUUGUGGUAUUUGGCUGAAUGUGAAGCUUGCCCUCUUGGCACUCUGACACAUGGUUUGAAAUCACUGUACAAGGGGUCCUUAUGAAGUGCACACCCUUAUCACUGUGUAAUUCCCCGGUUCUUCCUACAAUGAGAAAAUUGUGCCGAUUACUUGGUGAAUGUAAUGAGUUGAUUUUAUGAUGUAAGCUAUUUGAGUAUAGACUCAUAACUGAGGUUACCAAAGGAUGGAGUGGCAUUGUUUAGUAUUCCAAGAGUAUGUCCAUGUACUUCAACAGCCUUGGUUACAAUUCCCAUUUGUUGUGGUAUCAUAAGCUUGUUUGAUAUAAAUUGCAUGAUUUGCAAUAAUUGUCUUAUUCAAUGACAUGUAUAUUGAGCCUAAGAAAGCAAACCACAAAAUUAACCAAAUGUUGGUUUUAAUGAUGUCUUAUUCAGUUCUGUUGAGGCUCUUACCCCUCCUCACAACUCAUUCGUCAAACCCCCUUGUAAAGUUAACAAAAGCAUUAAAAGGGGGAGAAAUCUCAUGACAAAAUAUGGACUGAACUGUUGAGAAGUCAACUUCCAGUUAUCAAAAAAAAAAUUAAUCUAAGUCAAAACAAGGCAAUCUUUGUAGAACUGCCCCUCUUUUGUAUAAAAGUCUAUUCUGAAUUUCUAAUGGUGCCAUAUCAACAAGGCAAGCUUUGAACUUUGGUCAUCACCCUUCCCCAUCUGUAUGAGCCCCAUUUUACAACUCGGAGGGGGAAACAUCUUCAAAAAUUAAUCAUUCCACUACUGAGAAAAAUAGUCGACAGAUGAUAUAUUUCAAGCAAUAUGGGAUGAAAAUUCAGCAAUGCAUAUUUCUCAUAAAAUGUCCACAGAAUGGAGGCAGUUGAUCUCCUAUAAAUGGCACAACCCUUAGCCUGUCAGUUGUACAACAUCAGAAAGCUGAUUUUUCUACACAUUUUGUAUAACAUAUUCCUCAACAUGAGCAAAUGUGCUUGUGGGUGGGUGGGGGGGUCCGUUUUUUGUGGAGUCUGAAUUUGUGUUAGUGCAUGCUUAUGGUCAAAUCUUUGGGUUCUACUGAGCCCUCAGCCAAAGACUGGCUUUUCAUAAGUAGACCACAUAGGGAUUGGGCACAUACACCAUCUCUCCCCCAUAGCGUCCCAUCAGUUUGGCUCCAUCUGUGUGGCCCUGUUACCCCUUUUCAGCUCCACUCAAAAUCCCACCAUGCUUCCUCCUAUCCUCAGCUGAAAGAGCCAAGGGGGCGCUUCAUCCCAGUGUGCAACAGCUCUGUCCCCACUGGUGGCUCCUUCUCAGGUCUCCUCUUUGGA
Molecule: messenger RNA, 3560 nt
Organism: Lampris incognitus (smalleye Pacific opah)
Lineage: Eukaryota; Metazoa; Chordata; Actinopteri; Lampriformes; Lampridae
Gene: becn1
Product: beclin 1, autophagy related
Exons: 12
Coding region: 116-1459 (447 amino acids)
Biological process (GO): cellular response to nitrogen starvation; autophagosome assembly; autophagy
Cellular component (GO): phosphatidylinositol 3-kinase complex, class III, type I; phosphatidylinositol 3-kinase complex, class III, type II; phagophore assembly site
Source: RefSeq, a predicted model, not a curated record